ACCACAUGGGCUCAUGCUCUCAGGGCCCCUCCCUACAGUGUGCAGGAGAUCCUAGUGUCCGGUGCUGGGGGUUCUGGGAGGGUCUCCCUGCCCCCACAGGCGAGAUCUCUCUGCCUCCUCUGAGCUGAGAUGUCUCCUCCUCCCGGGGAGCAGCCGCCCCCCACCUCCCUGCCCUCAGAGCUCUCUCUCUCUCAUUGUGGGCAGGUCAGCACCAGCCCGGGAAGGGAAGCCUCAGACCCCGGACUCCCUCCCUGGGGCCCCUCUCCCUCCCCCGCCCGGCCGGCAGAGCGCCCAAGCCCGGAACCAGAGACAUGGCCCCCGGCAGCCGGAGCCCCUCGUCCCAGGAGUUUGUGACCUUCAAGGAUGUGAUGGUGGACUUCACUGAGGAGGAGUGGAGGCUCUUGGAUCCUUCUCAGAAGGAGCUGUACAAGGAGGUCAUGCUGGAGAAUAUUCAGAAUCUGCUGUCCCCGGAUAUGGAGCCCAAGUUUGAAUGGAAUAAGAAGAUGAGAAAGCUGGGACUUUUUGUGGAAGAAUGUGACCUGCAAAGAUGCAUGAAGGAUGGUCCCUGUUCCUUGACUUUGAGGGAAAUCCAUGACUCUAACAUUGAAGUAGAUAACUCAAAAUCUGACUGUGAAUUAGAUGAAAGUAGAAAGAGAUUCAGGCUAUCUUCUUUUCUAAAUCACUAUAAGAAAAUGAAUUCAGGGAAUAACUGUCUUCUGGAUAGUGAAUAUCAGAAAUGUUUUCCUGAACAGGUAGAGCUUUUUGAUUCUCAGGAGAAACCUGCUGAAAUUCUAAUAAAUCCAGAUAAUCAAUGGGAAAUGACCUUCAGCACGAGUUCAGAUCUCACUAGACAUCAGAAAAAUGAUAAUGGGAAAAUGUUUUGUGUUGGUAGUCAACGUGGAAAGGCUUUGAGUCAGAUCACUAAGCUCAUUAUUCAGCAGGCAAUUCAAAGCACAAAGCAACCUGAAGAAUAUAAUGAAUGUGAAACAAUCUCAUCCCAUCAUUCAUCUCUUCCUUUCCAAUCUAGAAUUGACCCUGAAAUGAAAAAAACUUCAUUGAGUGAGUGUGGGAAGGCCUAUGUUUGGAACUCAGACCUUGAUAGAUCUCAGAAGAUUCAUCCUGGAGAAUUUUAUAAAUAUAAUGAAAGUGGGAAGGUCUUCACACAGCGAUUCUUUCUAGCUGUUCCUGAGGGAGUCCACACUGAUGAGCAGCUUUUUGAAUGUAAUCACUGUGGAAAGACUUUUGCAUCUAGUUCCACUCUUAGUAAGCAUCAGAAAAUCCACACUGGAGAGAAACCUUAUAAGUGUAAUCAAUGUGGAAAGGCUUUCAGAUUCCAUUAUAUGCUUACAGCACAUCAGAGAAUUCAUACUGGAGAGAAACCUUAUAAAUGUAUUCAUUGUGAAAAGACUUUCACCUGCAAGGGAGAUCUUAGUAAACAUCAGAAAAUCCACACUGGAGAGAAACCUUUUAAAUGUAGUCAAUGUGUAAAGGCUUUCAGAUUCAAUUAUUUGCUUGCAGAACAUCAGAGAAUUCACACUGGAGAGAAACCUUAUAAAUGUAAUCAAUGUGGGAAAGGUUUCAUAGCUAAAGCUGGAUUUGCUAUACAUCAGAGAAUCCACACAGGAGAAAAGCCUUAUAAAUGUAAUCAAUGUGGAAAGGCUUUCACACAGAGUUCCAGUCUUGCCAUACAUCAGAGAAUCCACACUGGAGAGAAACCUUUUAAAUGUAAUCAUUGUGGAAAGGGUUUCAUAAGUAAUUAUAGGCUUGUAGAACAUCAGAGAAUCCACAGUGGAGAAAAACGUUACAAAUGUAAUCAAUGUGGAAAGGCUUUCAUAACUAGAGCUGGUCUUGUUGUACAUUGGAGAAUCCACACAGGGGAAAAGCCUUAUAAAUGUAAUCAUUGUGGAAAGGCUUUCACAUGCAAGGGAGAUCUUAGUAAACAUCAGAAAAUCCACAGUGGAGAGAAACCUUUUAAAUGUAGUCAAUGUGGAAGGGCUUUUAGAUUCAAUUAUGUGCUUGCAGAACAUCAGAGAAUUCACACUGGAGAGAAACAUUAUAAAUGUAAUCAAUGUGAAAAGGCUUUUAUAACUAGAACCAGUCUUACUGAACAUCAGAGACUCCACACAGGACAAAAGCCUUUUAAAUGUAAUCAGUGUGGAAAGGCUUUUAUAGCUAGAGCUGGUCUUGCUUUACACCAGAGAAUCCACACUGGAGAAAAGCUAUAUAAAUGUAAUCAUUGUGGAAAGGCUUUUAUAACCAGAGCCAGUCUCACUUUACAUCAGAGAAUCAAUACAGUAGAAAAGCCUUACAAAUGUAAUAAAUGUGGAAAGGCUUUCAAAUGUAAUUACAAGCUUGUAGAACAUCAGAGAAUCCACACAGGAGAAAAGCCUUAUAAAUGUUAUCAAUGUGAAAAAGCCUUUACAAACAGGUCCCUCCUCUUUACACAUCAGAAAAUCCACACUGGUGAGAAACCGUUUGAAUGUAAUCAGUGUGGAAAGGCUUUUACACGAAAUACAAAUCUUACAAUACAUCAGAGAAUUCACACUGGAGAGAAACCUUAUAAAUGUAAUCAAUGUGGCAAGGCUUUUCUACGUAAUUGCAGGCUUGCAGAACACCAGAGAAUCCACACAGGGGAAAAGCCUUAUAAAUGUAAUCAUUGUGGAAAAGCUUUCACAUGCAGUGCCAAUCUUGCUUUACAUCAGAGAAUCCACACUGGAGAGAAACCUUUUAAGUGUAAUCAAUGUGGAAAGAGUUUUAGAUGCAAUUACAAGCUUGUUGAACAUCAGAGAAACCACACAGGAGAAAAGCCGUACAAAUGUAAUCAAUGUGGAAAGGCUUUCAUAACGAGAGCCAGUCUUACUUUACAUCAGAGAAUUCACACAGGAGAAAAGCCUUAUAAAUGUAAUAAAUGUGGAAAGGCUUUCACACAGAGUGCCAGUCUUGCUGAACAUCAGAGAAUCCACACUGGAGAGAAACCUUUUAAAUGUAAUCAAUGUGGAAAGGCUUUCAUACGUAAUUGCAGGCUUGCAGAACAUCAAAGAAUCCACACAGGAGAAAAGCCUUUUAAAUGUAAUCAAUGUGGGAAAGCUUUUACACGCAAGACGAAUCUUACAACACAUGAGAGAAUCCAUACAGGAGAGAAACCUUUUAAAUGUAAUCAAUGUGGAAAAGCUUUCAUACGCAAUUGUAGGCUUGCUGAACAUCAGAGAAUCCACACAGGAGAGAAAACCUUAUAAAUUUAAUAUGGAAAGGCAUUCAUAUAUAAUUGCAGGCUUGCAGAACAUCAGAGAAUCCACAUGACGAAAAGCUUUCACAAACAAUUCCAUUCUUGCUUUACACCAGAGAAUCCACACAGGAGAGAAAACCUUAUGAAUGUAAACAAUGUGGAAAGGCUUUCAGACAGAGUUCCAAGUCUUGCUUUACAUCAGAGAGUCCAUACAGGAGAAAAGCCAUAUAAUUGUAAUCAGUGUGAAUAAGCUUAUAGAAGGAGGUUCUUGCUUGUUGAACAUCAGAGAAUCCACACUGGAGAGAAACCUUUUAAAUGUAAUCCAUUUGGAAAGAAUUUCAGAAGAAAUUACAAGCUUGAAGAACAUCAGAGAAUCCACACAGGAGGGAUGCCCUAUAAAUGUAUUCAAUGUGGAAAGGCUUUUUAUAAAGAAAGCCAGUCUUGCUUUACACCAGGAAAUCCACACUGGGGAGAAAUCUUGUAAAUGCAAUCAAUGAGGAAAAACUUUCAGCAAAGUCAGGGGCCCAAGGCCAAGUUGACACCAAAUACUUAAUGCCAGCACAAAGAAAACUCUAUUCUACUGGCAGAGUGCACAUGCAGGAGGCAGUGCCCCUUGGCAUUUCUUUGCUUCCAUUGUGGGUACCCCAGACAUCAGGUCACAGUGGGUAAAGGCUGGAAAGAAAGCUCACUGGGGGAUUAGGCUGAGAUCCAGAGAGUCUGACCCUGAAAUACCCCCACUGAACACAGAGUAGUUAUCAACUGGAGGGUCAUGGAGAGGUGGGGCCAUGCUUUCUAUAUUGUAUUUCAUGAGAUCACCAAAGAGCCCCCUGUGCUGCUCACAGAAGCUCCCUCACCCCAAAGGAAAGAAAGGAUGACACAUUAUGCUUGACACCUUGAGUCCCCUGCCAUGUUCACUGCCAUCCUGACUGGCUGCCUCCCUGCCUUUGGCCGUACCCCUGGGGUUGUGAACAAGUCUGGGCCAAAAUUCUUCCCAGCUCUGACUGGCUGGUAUCUGACAGACUCUGGCAUAAAAAUUUGGACCCAUGAUGUUUUCCGUCCUGCAGCUACUGAGAACCACAGUGUGUGACAUUGUGAGCCGUGGGUCAGGGCCCUAGAUUUUGUGCAGGAGCCACAUGCAGCUGCCUCUGGAAAAGAGCACUGAACUCCCUGAGGGUCUGGUCAUCGGCCUUGGCAGGCUAGAGCUACAGGCCAGAAGCUCUCUUCCUGUGGAGUCGACCAAGCUCCCUUCAGCUCCACCAGGUGUAAUGUCAGUAUGGGAGGGCUUGUCUGCCCAUCGCGGGUGGCCAGGGGUUAUCACCACAUAUCUAGUCCUUGCUGGAGGGAAACACAAAGAGAUGACUACCCCAGCCCCCAACCCAGUGAAAAUCAAGCUCAUUCUCCCAUCUGAUUUUUUUCUCAUCUUUUCCCUUUUUGAUCUGAUUUUUCUUGUGCAGCAAAAUAACUGUGCAAAGAUGUAUAGAAGAAUUGCACAUUUAAUACAUAUUGGAUUACUUGUUGAGGGAGUGGGGCAAGGGAGGGAAAACAUUUAGAACACAAGGUUUUGUAAGAGUGAAUGCUGGAAAUUAUCCAUACAUAUGGUUUGAAAAUAAAAAAAUCUUAAUAAAAAAUAAUCAUUCCAGAUAUUGUA
Messenger RNA from Antechinus flavipes (yellow-footed antechinus), 4874 nucleotides. RefSeq names its product zinc finger protein ZFP2-like. Gene Ontology annotation, biological process: regulation of DNA-templated transcription. The coding region runs from base 312 to 3236 and encodes 974 amino acids. The transcript has 3 exons. The record is from RefSeq and is a predicted model, not a curated record. Gene Ontology annotation, molecular function: DNA-binding transcription factor activity, RNA polymerase II-specific; RNA polymerase II cis-regulatory region sequence-specific DNA binding. Lineage: Eukaryota; Metazoa; Chordata; Mammalia; Dasyuromorphia; Dasyuridae.